AGUUUGGAAGUGGGGAAUAGUUGGUUUGAACUUUGAACUUGGAAAUUUGAACAUUGAUAUAUCAUCGAACAUCGUAUAUGGAUGGAAGAUGUUCUCCAUAUUAUAUUAUUUUAUAUUGUUUUGUAUGAAUCAAAAGAGGGGACAAUUAAAUUAAAAAACAGAACAAAAGGAAGAUAAGAAGAAGAAGAAGAAGAAGAAGAAGUUGUGAUCAAUGGAGGCAGCACCUUCAUCUUCAUCAACAUCAACAUCAACAUCAACAGGAGGGUCGGUCACAUUCUAUGACUUUCUUGAUCGAAUGCGAAACCCAGCUUCCCUCGAUCUUGUCCGAUCCAUCAAAAGCUUCAUUGUAUCGUUUUCAUUCUACACGCCCAACCCUGACAAUGAUGGGAAAAAGGUGCAAGACUUUUACUUGUCAAUGGAAGCAGCCAUUAGGGAACACCCAUUGUGGGCAGCUGCUACUUUUGAAGAACUUGACUCUGCAAUGGAGGGUUUAGAGAAGUAUGUCAUGACAAAGUUGUUUUCACGGACAUUCGCUUCUGUUCCAGAGGAUGCAAAGAUUGAUCGUGAAGUCUCAGAGAAAAUAUGUUUGUUGCAGAACUUCUUGAAGCCCGAGCAUUUAGAUAUACCAGCAGUUCUUCAUAAUGAAGCUUCAUGGCUGCUUGCAGAGAAAGAAUUGCAGAAAAUCAACACUUUCAAAGCCCCUCGUGAGAAGCUUUUGUGCAUUAUGAAUUGUUGUAGGGUCAUCAACAAUUUGUUGCUCAAUGCAUCCAUGUCAGAAAAUCAUGCCCUAGCAGGGCUAGAUGACUUUCUUCCUGUUCUUAUAUAUGUUACGAUCAAGGCCAAUCCUCCACAAUUGCAUUCUAACCUCAAAUUCAUCCAAUUGUAUCGGAGGCAGGCCAAACUUGUCUCAGAAGCAGCUUAUUAUUUCACAAAUCUUGUCUCAGCCAAGACAUUUAUUGUUGAUUUAAAUGGUAAAUCUCUUUCCAUGGAUGAAAUCAAGUUUGAGGAGAGCAUGCAAGCAGCAAGAUUGACACAGACCAAUAGAGCGACACAAAUAGAAGCCUCACCCACAUUGCAAGGUCAAACAGAUCCUACUUUAACAAGAAUGCAUGAUAAAGAAAAAGAUACUAGUGGUGGAUCAAGUUAUCCUUACAUGGAUGCAGAGGCCGGUGAACUGACAGUCGGGGAUGUGGAGAGAUUGCUGAGUCUGUACAAGGAUGUAGUUACAAAAUAUACAAGUCUAUACAAAGUUGUUAGACACCUUUCCAUGUCCAAAACAGAAAUUCCUCAUUCAGAAGGAACCAGUUUUUUGUUAACACAGCCAGAGGGAACAAAUACAAAAAUUGAUCAUCAAAGAGGGAACUAACAACGUGUAAGGGAGAACUAUUACACAGAUAUGUGAAUCAUGUAGAGGAUUGAAAAGAGGCAGAACUUAGAAUCAAAUAGAAAUCUGAUGGCACAGAGUUAUGGUGCUGAAAAGAAAAUAUGCAACAAGGUCCAGAAUAUUGAGCACACUAUACGAAAUUGGAAGCACCUUGUUAAAAAAAAAAAAGAAGUCCUUUUAUCUUAGGUCUAGAGCAGAGUGUCAGCAUAUGAGUUUAAUUUGAGUUCCAUAUGAUGUAACAAUAACUAAGAGUAGUGCCAAUU
Molecule: messenger RNA, 1647 nt
Organism: Quercus robur (English oak)
Lineage: Eukaryota; Viridiplantae; Streptophyta; Magnoliopsida; Fagales; Fagaceae
Product: vacuolar protein sorting-associated protein 9A-like
Exons: 7
Coding region: 212-1366 (384 amino acids)
Biological process (GO): vesicle-mediated transport
Cellular component (GO): endocytic vesicle; cytosol
Molecular function (GO): small GTPase binding; guanyl-nucleotide exchange factor activity
Source: RefSeq, a predicted model, not a curated record